AUGACGCGCUGGUGUAGGGGUGCAGGAUAUCAGUCCCUAUUGAACAAUAUGGUUUGCAUCGGAAUUGAACACGUUCAUCAGAAAAUCUGCGCGCUGCGCGCGGAAAUAUCGGCGCCGUUUUGGAAUUUUUUGUCUGCAUACCACUUUAUCACUCCAUUCUGCUGUCGAGGAAUUCUGGUUCGUCAGCUUGGCAGACUUUUCCCUUUAUGCUUAGAUCUGAAGCCGUUUUGCAAAUUUUUGCUAUUUUUAAUUAAUUUCGUUUCUUCUGUUUUGUGA
Molecule: messenger RNA, 276 nt
Organism: Cyanidioschyzon merolae strain 10D
Lineage: Eukaryota; Rhodophyta; Bangiophyceae; Cyanidiales; Cyanidiaceae
Exons: 1
Coding region: 1-276 (91 amino acids)
Source: RefSeq, a predicted model, not a curated record